CAGGAACCCAAUACAGCUGCAUGCUUCUGCGCCAAUGUGAAGCGAAAUAACGAGGACAUUUGUGUUUAUACAAACUAAGCGACCCACGGGUAGCCUUACACUUUAAUAUAAAGAGAUAUAAUUUUGGCUUUGCUUUUGAGUACGUUGGAGGGAGUUAAGACAAGGCUGUUAGCUCCAGUACACACCACGCAUCGCCUUCCUGAGAGAGAAAACGGACACGGUCAGUGAUGAUCGCUGGCGGCUAGAGACCUGCGGCCCGAGGAUGACAGCUUCAGAUUCGGAUUGCUCCAUUGACUGGCUGGCGAGCGACGAUGAGGACAGCAGCUGCGGCGACGUCGCCUCCGAGUCAGACUGCAGGCGGAAAGCGGCGGGGGCGGGGCGGGCCACGCCCAAACCUGAGCCCGAGCCUUCGGGGGCGGAGCCCCGCGGCGCGAGCGCCCAGCGCCGCGCCGCUGCGAGGGAGGGGGCCGACGACCCCGACUGCGCCCAGUCCUGGGACCGGCCCUCAGGAAGGCAGGAGCCGCAGACCGCGCCCGCGUGCCGCUCAGGCCAGAAGAGGCCCUGCUGCCAGGGGGCGCCAGAGCCCAGGGGGAAGCCGCUGGAGGCAGAGGCGGACAAGCUGUUACAUUACAAGUGCAGGGAACUGCAGUGUUACAUCCUUCCACUGACCUCCAUUCUCAACGGUCUCCAGUCUGGAAGAUACAGAGAACGUCUCAGCAGUUUCCAGGAGAGCGUUGCAAUGGACAGGAUCCGGCGAAUAUUAGGGGUCCUGCAGAAUCCGUGUAUGGGUGAACGCUACAUCAACAUCAUUCUGAAAGUGGAGGUGAUGCUGAAGACCUGGUUCCCAAAUGUGAAGCCCGUAGACCAGCAGGCUGGAGGCCAUGAACAGGACGCCAUGCCCUCCAAGAGGCAGAAGAUCUCUCCAGUCAACAUGGCCCCUUCCAUCUCCGCUUCAGUCCCAGCAUCCCACUGUGCCCUCCCCUCCAACAGCAAGGCCCAGCAGGCGAGCGAGGCCACCGCGCCGGGCGCACACUCCGCCACAAACCUCAAGUGGCUCCACACGUCUCCCAUCUGCUCCCCCGCAGAGGAGCCCAGCACGAGGGCGCCACGGCAACGGGCCACGCCCAGGGCGAGGGCUGUCACCCAGGACAACGCUGUUUCCUCCAGCACGGACCCUGAUCCCGAAGGUGACCCGGCCCCCAACCAUAAGGCCUGCCCCCUGCCACCCCAGAGCCAGCCCCCUUCUGGAAAAAUCAGUGCCCCCUGUUUGGAGAGACUGCUGAAGUCCACAGAGAGCAUUGUCACUCGCAGGGGUGUAGGGGGUGCCGUGGAGAGCGGCUGGUCAUAGUACAGCGCAACAAGGAGGGGAGGGGGGUCUGGAGCCAGUCCAUUUGGGAAACAAAUCCAUUCCAGCCUUUAGGGAGGGCAGAGGUCGCACUGUUUUUGGCAUCAAGGAUGAACGACAGAGCCUCAACAGUCUGUAGUGAAUAAAUGGUGAAUUCUAUUCUGUACUCACGCCUGUUCAUGUUGGUUGUUGGUGCCCCUUUUGAGUUUUUGCUGGUUGCCGUGUACUUUGGACUUUUUUUUGGAGUCACCACCUGUGUAAGUGGCUGCCAAUCUACCCCAGGAGCAUUGCUUUAAGUUAAAAAUGUACGUAUUCUCCAUGGCAACAAGGCUGCUCCAGGCUCUGGACAGUUGUUAUACAGGAUUGAUAUCUGUGGGGAAAUGAAAAGAAGCAGCCAUUACUUAAAAAAGGGAAUGGGACGUGUGAAUAAUUUGGGAACACACAAAAUUAGGGGAGGGGGAGGGAGUUGUGUCCAUUAUACAGAUUUCUAGAUGUGUAUGCGUGUGUAAAAUAUGUUUGUGAGUGAUUUUUUUUUUUUUUUUUUUUAAACUUCAGUUCAAUUUAUAUGUAUAGCAAUUUUUACGGAGACACUGUCCGAAAGAUGCUUUACAGAAAAACAGAAAAUAAUUCAGCUAUUAGUUGAGUUUGAUGUGACUGUUACUCCAUUGAUGUAUGUUGUCGUUGAAGUUUUGACGCAACACUACUACCUCAGGGUAAAGCAGUGUCAUGGUUACUUCUAAAUUACAAAAGAACCACAAAGUGAAGGCUCCCCCAGCUGGUGCCAGUGGUGAGCCAGGCUGGCUCAGAUGGACGGGGCUCAUGCAGGUUGUUCCGCUUGUGCAACCAGGAGCAGGUGCAACCUUGACGUGACCCGGGAAUGCCAGCUGGCGGCAUAUUAAAGAAUGUGAACUGCCGACUUCUUUUUUUUUUCUUUUUUGGCUAAGGCAACCAGUGCCCGUCAAUCUGUGCCUGUCAGUUGAUUGGAUGAAAAAGGGCACCAUCUUGGGUGGGGAAUAAAAUUGUAACUCCCUGAAGUGCAGUAUGCAAAGUACUACUUCCUGAAUGGCAGUGUGCAAAAUCCAGAAAACCUACAGGCCUUCCUCUGCCCCCUUCCUGUAUCAGUAAAUUAUUAACUCUGCCAGUUGUAUUCAGAGGGCUCAACUGUAACAGCAGAAAAUGUAUAAUGCGUAAUUCAGACCAAGGAAGGAUUCGGGGGGUGGGGGAAGUGCGGGGGGUAAUGACCUUGUGUAAAUUUGAACAAGAUUGCAGGUUGUUAAUCAAACCCUACAAAAAGUGGCCUUUUUAGUGUGACAUUUUAUACUUUCAAAAAUAAACGUGGUUAUAUUUGUUUGGCGUAAAA
Molecule: messenger RNA, 2705 nt
Organism: Anguilla rostrata (American eel)
Lineage: Eukaryota; Metazoa; Chordata; Actinopteri; Anguilliformes; Anguillidae
Product: circadian-associated transcriptional repressor-like
Exons: 6
Coding region: 263-1348 (361 amino acids)
Biological process (GO): circadian regulation of gene expression; negative regulation of DNA-templated transcription
Cellular component (GO): nucleus
Molecular function (GO): RNA polymerase II cis-regulatory region sequence-specific DNA binding
Source: RefSeq, a predicted model, not a curated record